AUGGUAAGAUCAAAAUAUAAAGCUAGAAAUAAAAGAACUAAGGAAACAUUAUUAACAUGCUUAGCGGACUUAUUUUACAGUAUUGCAACUCAAAAAAAGAAAGUUGGAUCUAUAGCUCCAAAAAAGUUUAUUGCUAGGUUAAGAAAAGAAAAGGAGGAAUUUGAUAACUAUAUGCAACAAGAUGCACAUGAGUUUCUAAAUUUCUUAAUAAAUCACAUAAAUGAGAUCAUUUUGGCAGAGAGAAGUCAAAGCAAACCAGCUGGAGGAAAAUGUGGUGCAGGAGAUGCUGGUUCUCCUCCUGAACCCACAUGGGUUCAUGAAAUAUUUCAAGGAAUUCUAACAUCAGAAACACGCUGCCUUAAUUGUGAGACUGUAUCUAGCAAAGAUGAAGACUUUUUUGAUUUACAAGUUGAUGUAGAUCAAAAUACUUCAAUCACGCACUGCCUCAGAUGUUUCUCAGAUACUGAGACACUUUGUAGUGAUAACAAAUUCAAAUGUGAUCACUGUAGCAGUUAUCAAGAAGCUCAGAAACGAAUGAGAGUUAAAAAAUUGCCAAUGAUUCUAGCAUUACACUUAAAAAGAUUUAAGUACGUGGAGCAAUAUAAUCGUCACAUAAAGGUUUCUCACAGGGUAGUUUUUCCUUUGGAGCUUCGACUCUUUAAUACUAGUGAUGAUGCGGUGAAUCCAGAUCGAUUGUACGAUUUGGUAGCAGUUGUGAUACAUUGUGGAACUGGGCCUAAUCGAGGGCACUACAUUUCCAUAGUUAAAAGUCAUGGAUUUUGGUUGCUUUUUGAUGAUGAUAUGGUUGAUAAAAUUGAUGCAUCUACGAUAGAAGAUUUUUAUGGACUUACCUCAGAUAUCCAAAAGAAUUCAGAAACUGGUUACAUCCUAUUCUACCAAUCAAUAGAUUGUAAUUAG
Habropoda laboriosa is the source of this 918-nucleotide messenger RNA. It is a transcript of the gene Usp12-46, whose product is annotated as ubiquitin carboxyl-terminal hydrolase 46. Gene Ontology annotation, molecular function: cysteine-type endopeptidase activity; cysteine-type deubiquitinase activity. Gene Ontology annotation, cellular component: nucleus; cytosol. The record is from RefSeq and is a predicted model, not a curated record. Gene Ontology annotation, biological process: protein deubiquitination. Bases 1 to 918 code for a protein of 305 amino acids. Lineage: Eukaryota; Metazoa; Arthropoda; Insecta; Hymenoptera; Apidae. The transcript is spliced from 7 exons.